Messenger RNA from Panicum virgatum (switchgrass), 408 nucleotides. Its product is annotated as arabinogalactan protein 1-like. The record is from RefSeq and is a predicted model, not a curated record. Lineage: Eukaryota; Viridiplantae; Streptophyta; Magnoliopsida; Poales; Poaceae. Bases 1 to 408 code for a protein of 135 amino acids. The transcript is spliced from 2 exons.
AUGGCCGGCGCGGCCUACCCCGCGGACCCCGCGGCCUGCCCCGUGGGCGCGCCCCCUGCGGCCUGCCCCGCGGACCCCUCUGUUCUGGGCGCUUCGCGAGCGCCCUGCGCCGCUGUCACGCUGCCUCCUGCAGCGGGCGGGCCCCCUCCUGGCGCGCGAGGCCCUGCUGUGCUGGCGCCGCUAGCUCCUGUCGCCAAGCUCGCGCGGGCGCACACCGCGCAAGCUGCCGUCACGCCCGCCGCGCGGACGCCCGUGGCUGCGCCCGCGGUGCCACUGCCCGUGAUGCCCGCGCCCGCGCUCCUGCACACGCCCAUAGCGCCCGCGCCCGCGUUCGGACAGGAUGGAAUCCAUUGUUCUAUUCUAGAGGUAGAUAAGGGCAACAAAGAAAGAUUUGCUGAAAGUGGGUAA